Messenger RNA from Pseudogymnoascus destructans, 945 nucleotides. RefSeq lists its product as uncharacterized. The record is from RefSeq and is a predicted model, not a curated record. Gene Ontology annotation, cellular component: membrane. Gene Ontology annotation, biological process: copper ion homeostasis. The transcript has a single exon. Bases 1 to 945 code for a protein of 314 amino acids. NCBI's taxonomy places the organism in Eukaryota, Fungi, Ascomycota, Leotiomycetes, Thelebolales, Thelebolaceae. Gene Ontology annotation, molecular function: copper ion binding; P-type divalent copper transporter activity; nucleotide binding.
AUGACAGGUGGCUGGGCAUUCUGGGCAUUACAGUUUGCCAUUGCAGUCUUUGUCGGCGCUUGCCCUUGCGGCAUUGCUCUCGCGGCUCCAACAGCGUUGUUCGUGGGUUCUGGACUAGCGGCCCAAAACGGAAUAUUAGUUAAGGGGGGUGGAGAAGCGUUUCAAGAGGCCUCUGCUCUGGAUGUGGUUGUCUUUGAUAAGACCGGCACACUGACGGAGGGCAGAAACCCAAGUGUAACAAACCAUGAUAUCAUAGCAUCUGGUGCGGAGGAGAUGAGGGUCAUCUGGGCAAUUGCACAAGCGCUAGAAGUGUCCUCAAGUCACCCUAUAGCUAAAGCGAUUAGCACACUCUGCACAGAUCAAAACCGUGCUUCUGUUAUCGACUCUACUAUCGAAGAACUACCCGGUCGCGGUCUCAAAGGCACAUUUACCAUCCGUACAUCCACCAACGACAGCCGGUAUGAAGCCGCCAUUGGCAGCGAAGCUUUCAGGUCCUUACUUGGCACGCCAAUAGACACUUACUGGUCCAACAACGUGUCGACAUGGAAAACUGCUGGGAAAAGCAUCGCUCUUCUUGCACUACGUCCUCUUUCCCUCUCAGACCAGGAGGAGACUUCAUUUAAGCUUGCUGCACAGUUUGCUACAACAGACCCACUCCGCCCUGAAGCUUCUUCCGUACUCUCUGCUCUACGCAAUCAAGGUGUGAGCAUCUGGAUGAUUUCAGGGGACAACGCCACAACCGCCACGGCGGUCGGGUAUCAACUCGGUAUCCCCGCCACCAAUAUCAUUGCUGGUGUUCUCCCUUCAGAGAAGGCUGACAAGAUCCCCCCUCUAUCUCAAAUGCGAAAGCGGAUCUUUUCCCAAUCUCCACCAAGUGCCUUAUCCCCAGUCUCAGACAUGACUAGCAAUGCGUAUUCGAUGGGUGCAAAACGACGCCGUUCUUGA